AUGAGUGGCCCAUCAGACAUGCCCUCCAUGCCCUAUGGCCAGAUGAGGGACCAGGCCCUCAGAAACCGUAGCAUCCACACCCAGCUGAUGGAGAUGGUGCUGUCCUUGCGGCAGACCGUGGAGGAUAACAUCACGCAGCUGAUGACCAGGCACCAGCAGCAGGACCUGGCGCUGGAGAAGCAGAGGCACAAUCAGGCCGUCAGGGACCAGGAGGCCUUCCUGGGUCACUUAAUGUUCCAGAUGCUCCACUACCUGCAGUCUGGGGCCACAGGUGACCGGAGCUUCCAACCGCCUGACGCUUCCAUGGAUUCUAGGGUCGAUGUCGGAGGUGGGCAGCAGGCCCAAUCAUCCAGGCAGACUUGCCAGACGUUUUACCAAUGGAGUGACUUUGAAGAUACAUUUAUCAGCUAUGACCUGUCCAACCGUGGGACUGACAUCUCUGCCUUAUACCACUCCAGCUUCCAGGACUACAACACCUACCAAGGAAACAAAUACCACAAGGACAAGAACAUCCUGGGCUACAUCAACCUUGGUACCAGUGAGAACAAGAUCUGUAUUGAUCUGCUGGCUGAAAAGUUGACUCAGACUGACAUGCUGUACACUGAUGAAGACCUACUGCAGUAUCCUGAUUGGAGAGGGCAACCAUUCCUGCGGAAAGAAGCAGCCUGGUUCCUGACCUCCUACUGCAAGGCACCUGCCCGCCCCGACCCAGAAAAUGUGGUUGUUCUAAACGGCUGCUCCUCUGUCUUCUCUGCACUAGCCAUGGUUCUGUGUGACCCAGGUGAGGCCUUUCUGGUCCCCACCCCCUCCUAUGGUGGCUUUAUCUUUAGUACCCACCUGUAUGCGAAAGUUGAGCUGGUUCCUGUCCAACUGGAGAGCCAGGUCACUGAGGCGAGCGCCUAUCCAUUCCAGCUCACUGUGGACAAGUUGGAGCAAGCCCUGCUCGGGGCUAAGAUUGAGGGGAAAAAGGUCAGAGGCCUUGUGCUAAGCAACCAUCGGAGUCCUCUGGGAGACCUCUACUCCCGAGACUCAGUGAUGAAAUAUCUGGAAUUUGCCAGGAAGUACAACCUACAUGUGAUGAUAGAUGAGAUAUACAUGCUGUCUGUGUUUGAUGAAGCCAUCCCAUUCCAUAGUGUUCUGAGCCUGGAGAGUUUGCCUGACCCCAACAAGACCCAUGUGAUCUGGGGCACCAGUAAGGAUUUCGGCAUCUCUGGCUUCCACUUUGGCACUCUGUACACCCGCAACAGGGAGGUGGCCUCUGCCGUGAGCUCCUUUGGCUACCUCCACAGCAUCUCUGGCGUCACCCAGUACAAGCUGUGUCAGCUGCUCCAGGACAGAGAAUGGGUUGACAAUGUGUACCUGCCCAUUUAUCGCUUCCGGCUGCAGGAGGCUCACAGGUACAUUACUGACAAACUGAAGGUAUUGAAAGUCCCUUUUCUCAAUCGUGGCUCUGGCCUCUAUGUCUGGAUCAACUUAAAACAGUACCUGGACCCAUGCACAUUUGAGGAAGAGCUGCUCCUGCAUUGCCGCUUCCUGGACAACAAGCUGAUUUUGUCCCAUGGCAAGACCUUCAUGUGUAAGGAACCUGGCUGGUUCCGCCUCAUCUUUGCAGCUAGGCCCCUCCUGCUAAGAAGCGCCAUUCAGCAGUUCCAUCAGGUGCUAGUGGAGCAGGGGCAAGAUUGGGGAGUGAAGCAACUGGAGGAUGCCAAGAAGGAGGAAUUGUCUACCUCCCAGCCAGCGGCUCCAGCGCGAGUUGACGAACUGUGCCCGGAACCUUCUGGGAAGCCCGACCCGGCGUGGACGGUCCCGAGUGCGAGUGCCUGGGCCCGGGUGCCCUGCGCACAGCGGCGGAGAGCGAGUCCGGGCGAGGAUUCGGACACAGACUGCGCGUCCCUGAGUGCCGGCGGCGGCUCCUCCAGCUCCGCAAGCGCCCGCGAGGCGCUCGCCGCUCUGCAGGGGUCUUGCGCCCUGCCUUCCGCCCUGUCCGCCCCCUCGUGGGUCUCCGAGGCCCGGCCGCGCGGGUUUCGGGCUCUGGACUCGCCGCCGCCCCGCUGGACGCCCCGAGCCCGCCCUUCGCGCCCGCACGGCGCGCGCGGAGCCGGGGCCCGGCCGGCCCCCACCUCCACCCCACCUCAGCCCCUCUGUCCUGCCGAGGGCCCAAGCAUAGGAUGGGCGGCGGGGGGUGGGGGGGCGAGGUGA
Lipotes vexillifer (Yangtze River dolphin) is the source of this 2199-nucleotide messenger RNA. RefSeq names its product probable inactive 1-aminocyclopropane-1-carboxylate synthase-like protein 2. The coding region runs from base 1 to 2199 and encodes 732 amino acids. Gene Ontology annotation, biological process: biosynthetic process; amino acid metabolic process. The transcript is spliced from 16 exons. The record is from RefSeq and is a predicted model, not a curated record. Lineage: Eukaryota; Metazoa; Chordata; Mammalia; Artiodactyla; Lipotidae. Gene Ontology annotation, molecular function: pyridoxal phosphate binding; transaminase activity.